CUCACUUCCGCCUUGUCUUCCUGGGUCUCCUAACUUUGACAAGUUCGGACGGUCAUCCGCCGGCGCGGAACAAGUUCCGUGGCCGGGAUAGCUAGUUUCGGAGGCUGCGGGCGGGAUGAGCGCAGCGCUCGAAGGAGCGGCGCGGACGCUGCGGGUGCCGGGCCGCCACGGCUACGCCGCCGAGUUCUCCCCGUACCUGCCGGGCCGCCUGGCCUGCGCCGCCGCGCAGCACUACGGCAUCGCGGGCUGUGGAACCCUCCUGAUAUUGGAUCAAAAUGAAUCUGGGCUUAGGAUUUUUAGAAGUUUUGACUGGAAUGAUGGUUUAUUUGAUGUGACCUGGAGUGAGAACAAUGAACACGUCCUGGUCACUGGUAGUGGCGAUGGCUCUCUGCAGCUCUGGGACACUGCCAAAGCCACAGGGCCGCUGCAGAUCUACAAGGAGCAUACUCAAGAGGUAUAUAGUGUUGACUGGAGCCAAACCAGAGGUGAACAGCUUGUGGUGUCUGGCUCAUGGGAUCAAACUGUGAAACUGUGGGAUCCAACCGUUGGAAAGUCUCUGUGCACCUUUAGUGGUCAUGAAAGUGUAAUUUAUAGCACAAUCUGGUCUCCCUAUAUCCCUGGUUGCUUUGCUUCAGCCUCAGGUGAUCAGACUCUGAGAAUCUGGGAUAUGAAGGCAAGAGGAGUCAGAAUUGUGAUUCCAGCACAUCAUGCAGAAAUUUUGAGUUGUGACUGGUGUAAAUACAAUGAGAAUUUGCUUGUGACAGGGGCAGUUGACUGUAGUUUGAGAGGCUGGGACUUGAGGAAUGUAAGACAACCAGUAUUUGAACUUCUUGGUCACACCUAUGCUAUUAGGAGAGUGAAAUUUUCACCAUUUCAUGCUUCUGUAUUGGCCUCUUGCUCCUAUGAUUUUACUGUAAGAUUCUGGAACUUUUCAAAUCCUGAUCCUCUUCUUGAAACAGUGGAACAUCACACAGAGUUUACUUGUGGUUUAGAUUUAAGUCUUCAAAGUCCUACCCAGGUGGCUGACUGUGCUUGGGAUGAAACGAUAAAGAUAUAUGACCCUGUUUGUCUUAGUAUGCCUGUCUGAGAUACAUUACAACAAAGAAUCAAGGCUUAUUGACUGAAGAAACUACUUUACAGGAAAUAAAUUAACUAUUGAUAAUGUAGACAUAAUGCUUUUAUAUGCAUUCAGAUUUCAGAUUUUUAAAAUUUGUCCUGCAAUCAGUUUUGAGGCAGCUGAUAAAGACCUUCUUCACUAUUUAAGCCUGGUACUUAAGCCAUACUUCUUAAAAUCUUGAGAAAUAAUUAAUGUUAUGGUAUAUCUUGUAAUAUCUACUAAAGUAGUCUCUGUAUUGUAAAAUGGAUUAAAUUGUGGGAGACUCUUAGAUUAUUAUCAUUAUACUGAUGAUAUAUUUCAUUUUUAAUUUGUCAUUUUUAUGUAAAUUAUACUAGCUGCUGUUGAUAAAAAUAAACUACAUCUCUUAAUCAUGUAUCAUUU
Messenger RNA from Condylura cristata (star-nosed mole), 1498 nucleotides. RefSeq names its product peroxisomal biogenesis factor 7 (gene PEX7). Gene Ontology annotation, cellular component: peroxisomal matrix; cytosol. NCBI's taxonomy places the organism in Eukaryota, Metazoa, Chordata, Mammalia, Eulipotyphla, Talpidae. The transcript is spliced from 10 exons. Gene Ontology annotation, molecular function: protein binding. Bases 116 to 1087 code for a protein of 323 amino acids. The record is from RefSeq and is a predicted model, not a curated record. Gene Ontology annotation, biological process: protein import into peroxisome matrix.